GUGGCCGCCGCCGCUGCCAAGAGCGCUUCUAAGAACAAAAAGAAGAAGCCUCGCAACACUGACGUGACCCGCUACAAGGAGCUCGUCGACCAGCAUGCCUGGCCAAUCACCAUCCAGGCCUCCCAGUCCAAAGGCCGCCACGCCGUCGCCCAGAAAGAUCUGCAGCCCGGUGACAUUGUCUGCCAGGAACGCGCCGCUACCUUGAUCGUCAGCACGCCAGCCUCAAACGACUUUUGCCACCGCUGCGUUACCUCACUGCACAAGGCCGAACAGGCUCAGCAGCGAGUCACUUGCGGAACCUGCGGCAAGACCACCUACUGCUCAUCCAACUGUCAGAAAGCCGAUGCCGCACGUCACGCCUUGGAAUGCCCAAUCAUUCCCAAACUCGCAGAGAUUGCCACAAAGAACGACAUCAACGCCGAUCUGCUCAGGUUGACCUUGUCUCUCAUCGUCCGUCGCGGCUUGGAACAGAAGCGUGACAAGCUGAGCGACGAGAACAAAAAGAUCGUCGAUGAGGAGGCCGCUGUGUAUGCUGACGCGCCUAUCGCGCCUUGGUGGGUCGUCCAGGAGCUCGCGGUCCACACCCAGGUCUUUGAGAAGAAGUGGAUCAAGUCUGUCACUGCGGCCGCAAAGGAAAUGUCCGACAUUCUCCCCGAGCUGCUUGCUACGUCUGGUGAGGAGAUCGUGCGCCUCUCUUGCCGCAUCAACACCAACGCCCACAGCUUGACUGAUGACGAGGAAAAGGUUACCGACACCGCCUUUGGAUUGUUCCCCAUGGGUGCCCUCUUCUUCCGUCACAGCUGUGCGCCCAACUGCCACUUCACUGCUGACAAGGGCAUCUUGACUUACCGUGCGAUGAAGCCCCUCCGUGCCGGCGAAGAGCUCUACGUCUCUCACAUCGAGCUGUACCAGAACCGUAGCGUCCGCCGUCAGGAACUCAUGACCACCAAGCAGAUCAAGUGCGACUGUGUCCGCUGCCGCGCCCCUCUCCGCAAGUCCGUUGACCGCUACUUGGAAGGCGUUCUUUGCGAAAAGUGCCACACGGGUGUCUACGUC
Fimicolochytrium jonesii is the source of this 1056-nucleotide messenger RNA. RefSeq lists its product as uncharacterized. The annotation marks the transcript as partial. Gene Ontology annotation, molecular function: protein binding. The transcript has 4 exons. Lineage: Eukaryota; Fungi; Chytridiomycota; Chytridiomycetes; Spizellomycetales; Powellomycetaceae. The record is from RefSeq and is a predicted model, not a curated record.